Messenger RNA from Suillus clintonianus, 1426 nucleotides. RefSeq names its product HIT-like domain-containing protein. The record is from RefSeq and is a predicted model, not a curated record. Gene Ontology annotation, molecular function: catalytic activity. Gene Ontology annotation, biological process: nucleotide metabolic process. Bases 422 to 1159 code for a protein of 245 amino acids. The transcript has 6 exons. NCBI's taxonomy places the organism in Eukaryota, Fungi, Basidiomycota, Agaricomycetes, Boletales, Suillaceae.
CAAACGGUGAACUAAGAUGAAGCCGCAAUGUUGGACCACGGCAAACAAAGUGUGGGUCCAUCGGUUCAACAAACACUGGGUAUGUUGUGUCGGUAGGGAACAUGCACACAAUUGUUCUGUCACCAUGCCACGGUUUCGGACGGCGCUUGGACCAAUUUGAUGUUCAAGUUUGCCUUGUUCAGUUGUCCACUUCAUCAGACAACGUUAACACAACACAGCAAUACAGCGCUGGGACCCGAACCGGUAUCGUGAUAGGGCGUGCCGUGGCAGUCUGGCACUUGCUUGCCAAAUUAACAAGGCUUCGACGGACGGCCAAGCUUCUAAGAACAAUACCGGAUGUGUGUGGGCAGUGCCACAUACCACAGCCUUCUAUAAGUCCAAUCAACAAGACCUGCUACAUGCCAUCAUCUGAAUCCACACUAUGGACACCCUCUUACGCCACAAAUCCUUCCUAUUGACCAGUGCCAUUCUCUUCCUCACUACUAUUUUCACCGGUAGAACGAACCCUCCCACAGAAGACAUUGUUCCUGUGGAAUCGACUACUAUAAAGCCAGACAGAAUGUUGCCUACUACGACUACCCCAUCUCGCUCAAUGGAUACUACAUCAAAUUCCUUACCGAUCUCCAAACAGUCUACAAACGUUGAUGAGGGCACGCUUCCGCAUGGCACAAGUCUCGAUGACAAAUGUGUAUUCUGCAAGAUCGUGGCCGGGAAAGAGCCGAGCUUCAAGGUGUACGAAACGAAAUACAGUCUCGCCUUUCUCGCGAAGCCUCCUGUUUCUCAUGGGCAUACGCUCAUCAUACCCAAAUACCACUCCCGGACAUUAACAGAUCCCGGACUCCCGGACGAAUUCCUGGCAGACGUCGGCCCUAUCAUGAAGAAGAUAGCAGUGAUGAACGGCGAUGAAUCAUACAACAUCAUACAGAACAACGGAGUGACAGCCGGGCAAAGCGUUCACCAUGUACAUUUCCACGUCGUGACAAAGCCAGAUGACCAACCUAACCAGGGACUCGUCCUGACACGCGAGAGUUGGCCUUCGUAUACGUAUGCUCCGAGCGAUGAAGAUUACGCUCGCGAUGCAGCUAAGAUGAAGGAGAUCGGCAGGGCCAAUAAAUUCCCCGGCGUUUCGAAUCAGAAUCUGGAUGAAUAUGGGAUUUGAAGUAUGAUAUGAUGUGCAGUUCCAUCAAUGUAUUAUCGCCAGUGCUGAACGUACACCUUUCGACGACAUGUAUACCUACUUAGCGGGGUUGUUGGGUUUUUUGUAGUGCGAGGGGUGUCAUGGUGAUCUGGUAUGAUCUUUAUUCCGCUGCCUGCGAUAUCCGUCGCAGUAGACAAUAAACACAGGCAGCCAAUGCGCUUGUAUUUCUUAGUUGUUUUUUUUCUAUAUCAAUCAUGUUUUCUUGUCGCGCACGAUACUGGUCGAGUU